Plutella xylostella (diamondback moth) is the source of this 1489-nucleotide messenger RNA. RefSeq names its product Ras-like GTP-binding protein RhoL (gene RhoL). Gene Ontology annotation, biological process: small GTPase-mediated signal transduction. Lineage: Eukaryota; Metazoa; Arthropoda; Insecta; Lepidoptera; Plutellidae. Gene Ontology annotation, molecular function: GTP binding; GTPase activity. The record is from RefSeq and is a predicted model, not a curated record.
UGGCCAGCCUCGGCCGCGGUACGUUCUCUGAAUUAAUCACGCACUAUCGGAAGUUCGCGCGAGCAGUAUCACUCCACUCCGCGCCUACUAGCCGCCGCCGCCGCGCGCGCAUCGCGAAAACAAACCACUCUUCCAACAAUCAACGAUAACAUUACAUCACCAGUGAUAACAUACCUACCUAGAUUAUCGCCAUCUUUCAUUGUGCGAUAAACUUGUUAGCGACAGUGUUCUAAAACGGUUGAGUAACAGUGCUGUGAUAGUGUGUGCGGAUGUGACUGCCUCGCCAUGGGGACGACGGCGCGGCUCAAGAUAACAGUGGUCGGCGAUGGCAUGGUGGGCAAGACCUGCCUGCUCUACGUCUACACGCAAGACAUCUUUCCCAAGGAGUAUGUGCCCACAGUGUUCGACAACUACGUGGGCCACAUCACGGUGGACGGCGAGGAGGUGGAGAUGGCGCUGUGGGACACCGCCGGCCAGGAGGACUACGAGCGGUUGCGCCCUCUGUCGUACACACACACGAACUGCUUCCUAGUCUGCUACUCGGUGGGGAACCGCGCGUCGUAUGACAACGUGGUGCUGAAGUGGUACCCCGAGCUGAAACACUUCAGCGGAGCCGUACCCAUAGUCUUAGUUGCUACGAAAAUUGACCUGCGGACGACGUCACCCACUCAGACCAUCACAACGCAGGAAGGAAAGAAAUUAAAAAAGAAAAUUAGGGCAGCAGCGCUAGUGGAAUGUUCGGCGCUGGAGAGGGUGAACCUCAACGAGGUGUUCGAGGAGGCCGUGCGCGCCGGCCUGCGCAAGAAGCCAGUCAUGAAGCGAUCCUGCCAGUACCUGUGACCAAACAAUACUAAACCCUGACGGCCUAGCCGUCGAUAUUGCUCUGUUUGAGACUUCUUAGUCAGUCAAGGAAUGUUUGUGAGGAUUGAAAAGCACAAGUAUUUGAAGUUGUCUCCCAAUAUGAUAUGAGUGCGAUAUUCGUUGUUACCAAUCCCACAUAAUAUGCACAAUGUGCAUACAUAAGUAUUCACUGCAAUAGUAUUCAACGAGGCCAAAUUGAUAAUGUUUCGUGAAUUUAAAGUUGUAUAAUUUUAGCUUAUAGUCACAAAGUUUUAUGGUGAGAUUAUGUUUAUCAAGUGAUAAAUUAAUUCUUAGGUGAUAAGGAGUGUGUGGUAUGUACCUUUUAAAGUGUAUAAAUUAUUGUAAUAAAUAAUAAUGUAAGAUAUAGGGUACAGAGAAUAUUUUAAUAACAUCAGUCAUUCCUAACUUCGUAACCAAAUUGUUCGAUUUAAUUAAUUGUACUUGUAAAUAUUAGAAAUUAUCAAAUUAGGUUACACAAAUGUGCUUAUUUCAUUUUUGUAUUCUUACAUUUAGUUAAUUUUGAACUACCUACAUGGCCUGUAUGUUUUAUUCAGAAGUCUACAAAUACAUACAAAAAUUACAAAGAAGUUUAUUUAGUACAAUAAAUAUAAACCCAUUGAAAAUAUUA